AACACCAAUUGAUUCUGGACAACCUUGGAAGAUGCUCGUCCUACAGAGAACUUAACUCAGAGUCGGAAGGUGAAACUUCGAGAGGUGUCCCUGACGCGCCGCAGAUCCGUCCUUCCCCGCGCCCCACGUCUACCAACUCCUUAAACCCAAUCCCAAUGUCCACGUUCUUCCAAGUCCACCCUCUCCAUGCUCUAAGCAGAGAAACACCAAAUUGCCCACCCACUGUCAUUACCACCCAUUAGACGCCAGCAACCAUGGCCCACCCCACCCGCCGCCCAACCUACCCUCUCGCGCACUCCUUCCGCCACAAACCGCGCCGUCUCCCCCUCGUCCUACGCUUCGCAAAGGGCGCAAUCCACUCCAUAAUCGUCCUCCCCGUGCUCCUCCACUCGCUGUUCACCGUUCUCGUCGUCUAUCUCGACACGUACGUCGUGACCUCCCUCGGCCUGCCCGCGACCAUCAUCCCGUCGCUCUCCAUCGUCGUCGGCUUGAUGCUCGUCUUCCGCAACGGGACCUCCUACGACCGCUUCUGGACCGGGAGAAACUGCCUCACGACGAUUGGCACGAGUGUGCGGAACCUGGCGCGGAUAAGCCUGAGUAAUGCGCGGGGCAAGGACGGCGAGAAGUUGACUGAAGAAGAGAAGAGAGACACGGAGAAGAUACUGAGAGUCCUCGUCGCGAUCCUCUACGCCAUAAAGCACAAUCUGCGCGCCGAAUUCAACAUCCCGCCCGCGAGUCUGGCCUCCCUUCCCCCGCCGACAUCGCCUUUCGGCAGCCGCUCGCGCCCCAUCUCGCGGCGCCCGUCGUACUCGGAUCAUAGCCCCACAGACACUAUCGAUACCGAGCAGCACGGGAUAAACACGGCGAAGGCGGAGUACACGAGCUUGCUACCAGACGGACUGAUGGGGUAUGAGGACCAGGGGCUGGGGCUGCCGCUGCAGUUGACUGUGCUGGUCGAGGGGUUUAUACGCAGGGGGUAUGAGAGAGGCUGGUUCCAUGGGCCGAUGGCGAGCCAGAUGACUGUGCAGUUGAACGCGUUAGUAGAUGCAUACGGGAGGAUGGAGACCAUUCGAUCGACUCCUAUACCGGUAGCGCACCUGAUCCACCAAAAACAAGUCCUCGCCCUCUUCACCUGCGUCCUCCCCUUCGCCAUCGUCGACGACUACGGCUGGUGGUCCAUCCCCAUCGUCGCAAUCGUCGCCUUCACGCUCUACGGCAUCGAAGGCAUCGGUGUGCAGCUGGAAGAUCCCUUCGGCUACGACAAGAACGACAUCAAGAUGGACGGCAUCAUCGAAGAUACGCGGCAGGAAGUCACGGUAUUGCUGGAAGAGUGGAAGGCGACGGGCGAGGGAAGGGCGCUGGGCGGUAUGUUUGACUAGAGUCUUCGGAGGCAAGAAGCCUAUGGAGGUGAUCAGAAUGGGGAUUGCGGGUUGGGGAAGGGAGGAGAAGUGUCGGUUGGAGGAAGAGGCAAGUCGAAGCGAGGACGCUGCGCGAUCUUGCUGACGUUGCUUGCCCCUCAAUUGCUUUCAGAUCGGGUGUCAAUUGGCGUCAUCCAUGGACGUUCCUGCAUAGCCGCGGAGUAAGAUCUAUUUGUUGAGUUGCACAAGGUA
Molecule: messenger RNA, 1610 nt
Organism: Trematosphaeria pertusa
Lineage: Eukaryota; Fungi; Ascomycota; Dothideomycetes; Pleosporales; Trematosphaeriaceae
Exons: 2
Coding region: 255-1379 (374 amino acids)
Molecular function (GO): chloride channel activity
Source: RefSeq, a predicted model, not a curated record